AGAACGGUCACGUGGUGGCUAGCCGGGAAAAUGGCGGCUUCGGGAGAGAGUGGUGCUUCGGGCGGCGGAGGCAGCACAGAGGAGGCAUUUAUGACCUUCUACAGUGAGGUGAGCCCGGAGUAAGGAUGGUGGCCUCAGGGCGACCGCGCUCCGGCUCUGUCCGCCGCGGCCGGGGGCGGCGAGACGCCUUCCCGGACCGUUGGCCCGCGCCGCCUGGCCUGGGGACUGCGGACCGGCUGCGGAGUGCGUGCGCGACCGCCACUGUGGCUGCUGAGGUCCCCGGAACGCGGCGGGGCGGCUGGGCCUGUGGACCCAGACCCGGAGAGGGGCCGGCGAGCUGCUUGUCGCGCGAUACAGCCUGCUGGCUGUGGAGUCUCCGGCUGGCGGAGGCCGAGCUGCGGCGCACCUACUUUUAUUUGUAAACAGGAGGGAGGCCUUUUCCCACUCCUCUGCCAUGAAUUGUGUGAAACAAAUAGAGAAGAGAGAUUCAGUUCUAACAUCCAAAAAUCAGAUUGAAAGAUUGACUCGUCCUGGUUCCUCUUACUUUAAUCUGAACCCAUUUGAGGUUCUUCAGAUAGAUCCUGAAGUGACAGAUGAAGAAAUAAAAAAGAGGUUUCGUCAGUUGUCCAUCUUGGUGCAUCCAGACAAGAACCAGGACGAUGCCGACAGAGCACAGAAGGCUUUUGAAGCUGUGGACAAAGCUUACAAGUUGCUACUGGAUCAGGAACAAAAGAAGAGGGCCCUGGAUGUAAUUCAGGCAGGAAAAGAAUACGUGGAACACACUGUUAAAGAGCGAAAAAAACAACUAAAGAAGGAAGGAAAGCCUACAAAUGUAGAGGAAGACGACCCCGAACUGUUCAAACAGGCAGUCUACAAACAGACCAUGAAGCUGUUUGCUGAGCUGGAGAUUAAAAGGAAAGAGAGAGAAGCCAAAGAGAUGCAUGAGAGGAAGCGACAGAGAGAAGAGGAGAUUGAAGCCCAGGAAAAAGCCAAGAGAGAAAGAGAAUGGCAGAAAAACUUUGAGGAAAGUCGGGAUGGUCGAGUGGACAGUUGGCGAAAUUUCCAGGCAAAUACAAAGGGGAAGAAGGAGAAGAAGAAUCGGACCUUCCUGCGGCCACCGAAAGUCAAGAUGGAGCAGCGGGAGUGAGCAGCGGGACCGCAGCCGGACCUCUCUGCCCGGAGCCUCACUGCCUCCUCCUGCUUCAGGGACUCCUUCUUUCUCCACCGCCACCUGACAUAGAGUAGCGAUUGCUUUUUAGUCUAUUUUGUUUUCAAUACAAUUUAAUAUCAAUCAGAGUAAUUCUUUGUACAUCGAGAGGAGGGGCUUGGUUUAACUUCCCCUAUCCUUACCCACGGAACCACCAGGAUUGGAAGAAGCUACUGACUCGUGUCGCCUUCUUUUCCCACAGCCUGUAACUUAAUGUUUUAUAUUUGAAUUGUGGUGGCUAAAGGGUCAUGUAUAGUUUGUGGAAAUCUUCCAAUUAAAUGUCUUGCUUACAAUGGUGUUGCCCUGACUCCAGAUCAGCCCAGGCCACCUUGGGAAGCCAUCCUUGAGGCCCUCACUCCAACAGGAGAGGCACUGUGGACUCACAUGGUAGUCACUUGUUGCCCUAACGCCCUGUGGUGUUUGGCACAAGGCUUCCAGCCACUUAAACCUGUCCACUUUCCAAAGAGUUCGCCAUCUUCCAGCCAAUCCCAUUGUGUCCUCGCUUGUCUGCAUUCAUUAGUGGUAAUAUUCUUUUACGUAUAAUAAAUUUUUAUACCCAA
Arvicanthis niloticus (Nile rat) is the source of this 1767-nucleotide messenger RNA. NCBI's taxonomy places the organism in Eukaryota, Metazoa, Chordata, Mammalia, Rodentia, Muridae. The record is from RefSeq and is a predicted model, not a curated record.